AUAGGGCCUAAGAAUCUAUUAUUAUAAAAAAAAAUGAUAACAACCCACUAAUUCAGCCUUGAAUAAUACUCGAAUAUUGGCUGGAUACAAAGUCCAUUAUCCUCUCCCAAUAUUUAUUUAUUUUUAUUUUUUUAGCAACAUCUUAUAAUCCUGGGUCGUCAUCCCAAUAUUUUCAAUCAUUUAAUACUACUUCCAUGUUAGUUGCAACUUUGAGUUUGACACGGAUUUUAAGACAAAAUUUCAUAAUAGUUCACUAAUGAAUUAAAGUAUAGUAAAUUAAGGGUAGGAGUGAGAAAGUGGAGGUAAUUAAAAAAAUUGACCAACAAUGACAACAGCAGCCACACCACAACCAACGUUCAACAGCAGCCACCUUUAGACCACCCAUCUCACAGCCUGAAACCACCUGCUCUAAGGCUGAACCACCCAGACGCACCCCGAACAACCCUAAGACCACCACCUUUUACCCCGAGCAACCCCAAAAUCAUCACCUCUCAGCCCGAAACCACCCAUUUCAAGCCGACCACCCAUCUUACAACCCUAAAACCACCCCUGCAACGCGAACAACCCAAAAUCACCCCCUCUCAACCCAAACGACUCGAAACUACCACCUCUCAACUCUAACCACAUCGACACCAACUCCUCACAGCCGAACCUCCCUAAAGCCACCAACACUCGCCAUAAACCACCCCAAAACCACCACUCUCAAUCAGCCCCAAGAUUACCCACACUCACCCUAAAGCAACCCAGGCCAAAACUACCCUUCCUCACCUUGAAUCACACCAAACCAUCCAUAAACAACCCCAAACUAGCCCAAUUACCCCUCAAACCAUCAUAUCUACACUAUUAAAAGAGAGAGGGGGGGGGGGAGUGAGUAAGGAGCACUGGAGGAGUAGGCGGCGACUUUGAAUAUGGUGAUGAGCAGCGACAGCAUUGAAGGUGGUGGUGGAUGCAGCAGCGAGCCAGCGACGGGGACAAUGGUGGUUAGAUGCGGCGGCGACGACGAUGAGAAGGUCGUGUUCUGAUAUUCUUGGUAGUUGAAUGAUUUUUGGAAUUGAAUUGUUUUUUUAAUUUAUGUGUUAGAUGAGUUAGAUUAGGAAUGUAAUGAAAUCUGAUUUAGAUAGUUAAAUGUGUUUAUAAGUUCUUUAGUAAGGGUAUUUUUGUACUUUUAUUUUAAAAAAACUUACUAAAAUAGGAAAAAAAAUGAAAAGUUGCAACUAAUAUGUAGCACUUCGUUUUGACAAAAGUUACAACUAAUAUGUAACGGAGGUUAUAAAACUUACCACUUCAACAUACAAAACUCAAAAUACAAAAACCACGUUACAAACGUGAAACGGGCCGAAUAAAACACGACCACACACAAAACACCAGUCUCCAACCCAGAAUUUGACUCUUAACAGUCCAAAUAAGGCAAUAAUCUUCUCACAAAAUUUUGACUCAUUUCAAAACUCCGAAAUUUCUGUCUCAAAAAGUCCAAUAAAAACCUAUAUAUAUAAAUAAAUUUGAUUCCUUUCAAUAUGAGUCAAAUUCCCAAAUCCCAAAACCCCACAAAUCUUUCUCCUCAAAAAACCCCACUUCUAAUGGCGUCCUCUUCAGCCGCCAUUGAUGAACAAUCAUCACCCAAUUCAAGCUAUUGGAUAUGGAAAAAACACGACUUUUUCCCAGAAACUUCCUUCAAUUCUUUCUCAGAUUACAAAUCUGCACUUUCCCAGAUUUUCCCACGUCUCAAAGACAGAUUAUUGAGUCGUUCUUCUGAUUCUUUCGAACUCGUUGAGUUGAAGAAAGAGAGUGUAAAUCCCAUGAACAAAUGUUUAACAUGGUGGGAUCUUAUAUGGAUGAGUUUUGGGUCAGUUGUCGGGUCGGGUAUUUUCAGUAUUACGGGUCAAGAAGCCCAUAAUCAUACAGGCCCAGCAAUUUUACUGUCGUAUGCAAUUUCUGGGUUUUCUGCAUUAUUAUCUGUUUUUUGUUACACUGAAUUUACUGUUGAAAUUCCUGUUGCUGGCGGUUCUUUCUCUUUUCUUAGAAUUGAAUUGGGUGAUUUUAUUGCUUUUAUUGCUGCUAGUAAUAUCUUGCUUGAAGCUAUUGUUGGUGCUGCAGGAUUAGGCAGAUCAUGGUCUUCUUAUUUUGCUAGUAUGAUUAAGAAUGAUUCUGAUUUUUUGCGAAUUCGAGUUGAUUCUUUUGCUGAAGGGUUUAAUCUGCUUGAUCCUAUUGCUGUAAUUGUGCUGUUGAUUGCUAAUGGUAUUGCUAUGUCCGGGACUAGGCGGACGUCAUUGUUGAAUUGGUUAGCUUCUGUGUUGAGUGCAUUAGUGAUUGUUUUCAUCAUUGUGGUUGGGUUUGUUCAUUCGAAAACUGAGAAUUUAACACCAUUUUUUCCAUUUGGGGCUAAAGGAGUGUUUCAGGCUGCUGCUGUUGUGUACUGGUCUUAUACAGGGUUUGAUAUGGUUGCUACCAUGGCUGAAGAAACUAAGAAACCCUCAAGGGAUAUCCCGAUUGGGCUGGUUGGAUCGAUGUCGAUUAUUACUGUCAUAUAUUGUUUGAUGUCAUUGACAUUGACUAUGAUGCAGAAGUAUACUGAGAUUGAUGUAAAUGCACCUUACACUGUUGUUUUUGAGAAGAUUGGUAUGAAAUGGGCCAAGUAUUUGGUGUCUAUUAUUGCUCUUAAAGGGAUGACUACGAGUUUGCUCGUAGGUUCUCUUGGGCAAGCUCGUUAUACAACACAAAUUGCUAGAUCUCAUAUGAUUCCUCCGUGGUUUGCUAAAAUUCAUCCGAAAACUAGAACUCCUAUCAAUGCUACUUUGCUUGUGACAAUUCUCAGUGCUGUGAUUGCCUUCUUUUCAAGUUUGGAUGUUUUAUCUAGUGUCUUCUCAUUCAGUACACUCUUCAUUUUUAUGCUUAUGGCUGUGGCUUUGUUAGUCAGACGUUACUAUGUUGCAGAUGUUACACCAAAGCAAGGGCUAUACAGAUUUCUUGCAUGUUUGUUUUUCAUAAUGAUCUCUUCAGUUGGCUUAACAGUAUUAUGGAACGUAAAGCAUAGCUGGGUUGGUUACUCUGUGUGUGGUGCUGUUUGGUUUGUCGCAACUUUGGCAUUGCAGUUACUGCCAAAACAGCAAACUCCUAAGGUUUGGGAGGUUCCUCUAGUCCCAUGGUUGCCCUCAUUGUCGAUUGGAUUUAAUAUAUUUCUUAUAGGAUCAUUGGGUUACGAGGCAUUUCUAAGGUUCUUCAUCUGUACUGCGGUAAUGCUGCUAUAUUAUCUCUUUGUUGGUGUGCAUGCUACCUAUGAUGUUGCUCAUCAUGAAUUGACGGAAAGGAAGGCCGAGGAAGGAAAAGAAAAUAACAAUCAAGGGAAGCUAUAAUGCAAACCAUUUAAAUUCGUUCACUAGAAUUUUAAAUAUAAUGGAGGUCAAUUAGCUGUACAGUGAUCUUUAUGAAUGAUCAUUUAGAGCAAUUAUAGUUCAAAUGUCUAGUUUUUAUUUGAUUCACUACGUAUUUUAUUAAAAUCAAGAUCAUAUAUAUUACAUUGUACUUGGAAUAAUCUUAAUUCAAAUACCUCAUUGUUUCUUGCAUGAUGGUGGCAUAUUAAUCAUUAUCUUUG
Molecule: messenger RNA, 3589 nt
Organism: Chenopodium quinoa (quinoa)
Lineage: Eukaryota; Viridiplantae; Streptophyta; Magnoliopsida; Caryophyllales; Amaranthaceae
Product: cationic amino acid transporter 8, vacuolar
Exons: 1
Coding region: 1515-3350 (611 amino acids)
Biological process (GO): amino acid transport; transmembrane transport
Cellular component (GO): plasma membrane
Molecular function (GO): amino acid transmembrane transporter activity
Source: RefSeq, a predicted model, not a curated record